Orbilia oligospora ATCC 24927 is the source of this 2184-nucleotide messenger RNA. RefSeq lists its product as uncharacterized. Gene Ontology annotation, biological process: synaptonemal complex assembly; mitotic sister chromatid cohesion; replication-born double-strand break repair via sister chromatid exchange. The record is from RefSeq and is a predicted model, not a curated record. The transcript has 7 exons. Gene Ontology annotation, molecular function: protein binding; chromatin binding. NCBI's taxonomy places the organism in Eukaryota, Fungi, Ascomycota, Orbiliomycetes, Orbiliales, Orbiliaceae. The coding region runs from base 1 to 2184 and encodes 727 amino acids. Gene Ontology annotation, cellular component: cohesin complex; synaptonemal complex.
AUGUUUUACGACCACCGUAUAUUGACUCAGAGGAAAUAUGGUGUUGCUACUGUAUGGUUGGUUGCAACCAUUGGCCCCAAAACCACGCUAUCCAAGAAAGUUCAUAAAAAGGAGAUCCUCGAGGUUAAUGUGGCCAAGGCAUGCAGAACCAUUCUCCAAUCAGAGAACCCACUAGCUUUACGCCUCCAGUCGAACCUCCUUUUCGGGGUUUCAAGAGUGUUUUGCGAGCAGUACAACUAUCUUUUCGCUGAUGUUACGAACGCCCACCAGAAGAUUAAUAAGGAUUUUUUCGCUCCAUUGGACACAGGCAAGAUCGACCUUGUGGGUGCCAAAAUUCGGCCGGAAGCAUUAGUGCUACAGGAUGAUCCUGCAUUCAUCCCAGAAUUGCUUUUCGUUCUUCCUGAGCUUGUCAUACUCCCUGAAGAUCAACUACACCACACUACCCAGCUCACGCUUGAGGAUAAAACAUUGUUAUCGUCUGAACAUUCACUCUCCCUCUCAGCCCGUAGAGUUGGAUUUUCUCCCAGAGCCGAACUAGUGAUUCCGGAUUCCUCCUCGCUCGAUGGUGGCAGUGACAACGUUGGGUUUUUGCAAUUCGGCGGGGAUGAAUUCCAAGCGGGAAAUAUGGGCCAGGAAGAGCUUGAUGAUGACGUUGAUUUCAUGUUUGAUGAAAAUGGCGAGAUACAGGAUAUCCCAGCCCGUACCCCACACCGACUCCAGGAUCUUCUCAAUGUAGACCUCGGAGGCUCCUUCCCUCAAAACAAUGAGGAACUAGCCCAUGUUACGAAGCAAAACAAUUGGCUCAUGUUAUCUGCUGGUUCGGAGAGAGUUUGGCGUGAACACGAUGAUGGAAAAAAAAGCCUUAGUUUGAACGGAAAUCUCGUGGAUUUAGAUGCCCUUCAAGAUCAACCGUUUCCAGCUCCAAGUUUGAAUGAAAACCAAGAGGCCGAGCCCUUCCCAGCCCGCCUGCCAAAGGCCCAGGACGAUCAGAUGGUCGUUAUUUUUUCUCACCAACGGGGAAAGAAAUUGCGACUAGCUCAGCCUGAUGACGCUAUCGAGUUAAGAACAUCAGAUUUGGCUGCCCUGGACUCUAAAUAUAUAGAUAACAUGGAUCUAGCUCGGCGCAAAAGACAAAACAUACAAAAUGUUUACAUUAUCAGAAAAGCCGCGCGAGAGUGGGUUUAUAGUUGGGGCGGAAUGCUGAAGGCCGAGCCUCUGUUGGCGACAUUUGAUGGUGGUAAUAUACUUAGGCUGCUAAACCCUAAUGCUGGCCAGGAAAUUUUGGGAAAGUCUAGCAAGGCGAAGUACCGCAAGAGAGCACAAACUGAUCCAAGCGAAGAUGAGGCCGUAUCUGAAGGCUCACAGCAGGGCCGAAGAAUCAGGAUUGAGCGCGCAGAUGAUCAUAUUAAUCGCGGUAUAUCUCCUGAAAUUGAUGAGAUGGGUUUGGAGACUUUGCUAUCAGAUGACCAAGAUCCUGGAGUUGCUCGAAGGGGAUCUAUGAACCUCGAAGAGAAUUUAAUGCCUUGGAACAUCCUAGAACGGGGCUCGCGAGCCGGGUCCGUGCUCAGCUUUGGGGGCUUCGGAACGAGUUCUAUUGGGGGAAUUCCUAGUAGUAUUGAUAGACGCUUCUCCUCUACGGGACGUCGCAAGGCUAGCCCAGCUAUUGGAACCUCCCGACUAUUUGGAAAGCGGACCGGCCGAGUGACACCCAGUCCAAGUAUCCGUCAAACCCAUGGACCAAUUUCAGACUUCGGCGCAACUGCCAUACACGGAAGCCCCACAGAUAGGAAAUUUAAUGAAGACGAUCUAUUUGGGGUUGAGGAGACGGUUGGUCAUAGCUUCCAAGAGGAGCUCCUUCCAGAGGAAGACCUAGGACAAUGUGUUUCAGCCACCAGGGACACCCAAAAUUCGGGUUGGUUUGCGGAGACUCUUGAGAGGGAAAAUCAUAACUUUUUCGAGUAUCUCCGAUUCCAGCUUCUCUCUAAAUACGAACCCGAUCCAGUUAUUGGAAGUCAAGAUCAAUUCAUAUCUUUCAACGAGUUAAUUCCUCCUGCACAAAGCUCCCGGGCCGUCGCCGCUCAAGGUUUCCAUCACCUUCUACAUCUUGCUACUCACGGAUCCAUUCGAAUUAGGCAAGACGGUCGCCUUGAGCCCAUUAUCAUCAGGAUGAUGGUUUGUUGCUAG